AUGUCCUGCAUCACGUUGGCAAAUAUGCGGAAAGGCGUGCUGCUGCACAAGCUAAUCUUGCUCGAGCUCAUCCUCGGGUAUUGGCAAGGCUUUUUCAUUUUGUUCAACCCGCCUGUGUACGCCUGGUGGCUCUCCAUUGCCGCCAUUCCGCUCAACAUCUCAUGGUGGUUGCAUAAUGUAAUCGCUUGGAUGAAGCUGAGGCCUUUCCUCAACAAAACUGUCAGUCGACUUUUCAUCGGCACCGUGAUUUUGGUGAUCCCGUAUUGGGUUGUCGAGAUAUACGCCAACUUCACCUAUUUUCACAAUGUCAAUAAGGUCUUCCUGAAGACACGGCCGUGGGAAGCACUAUGUCGGGAUCCUUGGUGGAUACUGGCGGCCUGCCUCCUGAUAUACAACAUCAAGACCAAAUACGACCUGACUAUCACCCAAAUUGUUCGCAUUUCACCUCGCUUUGCUGUUAUGCUGGGUGCCAUGGUCCUCAGCAUAUGUUUUAUAAUUCUGGACGUACUCUCCGUUACCUCGGCCCUGAAGUCUGUGUUACCGGUGGGCAUCAACCCAUUCUGGAAGCUGUCCUUUGUUUUCAAGUGUUUGACCGACUCGGUUGUCUUGGACGAUUUCAAAACAGCUUUGGACCGAUUGAGGGCAUUCAAAAUGAGCCGGCUUGGCAGUUUUGCAAUGGAUGCUGGAGACUAUCGCAACAAGAAGCACAAGGAGGAUGUGAAUAGCGCCAACAACUGGACCAUGCCGCCUCCGCCACCAAAUGGGGAUAGACCUCAACCCGUUGCCCCUCUGCCGACGAUGCCUAGUCCUGACAGUGACUAUAUCAAGCCUCGGUGGGAGGAUCUGAAAGACGGACGCUCCGCCCAUCUGGAAAACAAGAACCUCGCAGAUGUUGCUCGGAACGGCUCGAGAGAUCGCGACCCAGAGGUGAACCCUUUCAAUGCGAUAGACUACGCCGACCCUCAACGAGAGUCCAGUGACACUCAAAUGCUCAAAGCGCAAACCAGCUGGCUCCAAAGACGGUCCUCUGAAGAAACUUCCGACGCGGAUAUAGAGUAUGCCAUGGCUGUCCGGUCGAUGACCAAUGAUUCUACGGAACAACAGCGUAAUAGAAGCAAAUCAAUAGGGGUGGCCAAGUAA
Messenger RNA from Fonsecaea erecta, 1140 nucleotides. RefSeq lists its product as hypothetical. The transcript has 2 exons. The record is from RefSeq and is a predicted model, not a curated record. Bases 1 to 1140 code for a protein of 379 amino acids. NCBI's taxonomy places the organism in Eukaryota, Fungi, Ascomycota, Eurotiomycetes, Chaetothyriales, Herpotrichiellaceae.